GCAGACCUCUAAUGCAAUGCAGGGGAAACCAAGGCUAGUUUUCUCACAUUUACUCCAGUGAAUGUUUCUCAGAGGAUGUUUAGUUUACAUAGUCACUUUCUGCAUAGGCAUAUGCAUCCCCCCACACAUCGCUUUAACACACGUAUACAGGGAAAAUAAAGUUACGAUUUUUUAUUCUGGUUUCUUAUGGAUUCUUAUUUGUAGAAAAGAAAAAGUUGUGCUGGUGAUGAUGGGUACAGGUCUAUUCAUGUUUGGUAUUCCUAUGAAUGUGCAAUCAGAUGCACCCACCUCAGCAGAGCAGUUCACCCCAUUCUGGCUUGGGAUCCUGUUCUUUAUCUGUGGCCUUCUUUAUAUACUGUCUGAACGCAACCCCUCUAAAAAGAUAAUCACAGCCAGCCUGGCUCUGAAUAUCAUCUCAAUCAUUGGAGUGCUGUCUGCUUUGGUGGAAUUCUCCAGAGCAAUUGUUGGAAUCUAUCACAUACAUGGGUAUCAAAUGUAUGAGAAUGACACAGAGGAGGAGGAACUUCAUGCCAGACAACAUUAUAUGUCCAUCAGAGACAUGGAGCUGGUGUUCUGCUGUCACAGCUUGAUAGGAGGCAUUCUGCUUGUAACCAUGACGUUCUUCGCCAGGGCAGCGCUGCGAUCCAGCAGGACUCAGGCUGUUGUUGUAAUGCGGAACCUGCCGCCAGCAGAGUGAACAAACAUCCUUCUUAACGUACGUGAAGAGGAGCUGACAUCUGUGGCAGCACAUUAAAAAACGCCACUAAUAACCAACUGUGAUCUUUAAAAUUGCAUAUAAACAGUGUAUUAAAUGGUAACAAAAUGGGAGUAGUAGUUUUCUGUGUUAUUAAUACCAGUGUUUUGUACUUUUGUACUUUACAUAUACAUAAACCCACUUAUGAUUUUUAAGCUUAACUGUUAGAUGCUUGUGUU
This is a messenger RNA of Sinocyclocheilus rhinocerous, 933 nucleotides long. Its product is annotated as B-lymphocyte antigen CD20-like. NCBI's taxonomy places the organism in Eukaryota, Metazoa, Chordata, Actinopteri, Cypriniformes, Cyprinidae. The transcript has 6 exons. The record is from RefSeq and is a predicted model, not a curated record. Bases 62 to 697 code for a protein of 211 amino acids. Gene Ontology annotation, cellular component: membrane.